Messenger RNA from Haliotis rufescens (red abalone), 1231 nucleotides. Its product is annotated as diphthine methyltransferase-like. NCBI's taxonomy places the organism in Eukaryota, Metazoa, Mollusca, Gastropoda, Lepetellida, Haliotidae. The transcript has 8 exons. The record is from RefSeq and is a predicted model, not a curated record. Gene Ontology annotation, molecular function: protein binding. Bases 100 to 1206 code for a protein of 368 amino acids.
ACCGAAACAGGCUUAACCGGAAGUUGUCUUUGUUACCUUUCCUGAGCGUGGCAAAAAUAAUCGUGUUGGAGACAUAUUCUAUUUGAUCUCCGGUCAGCUAUGGCUGAGGGCUCACCUGACCCCUCCAGUCGCGGAUUGGUACAGACCUUUGACACAGAACUGAAUGCAGAUUCAGUGGAAUGGUGCCCAGUGGAGGGGUGUCAGGAUGUGCUGCUGUGUGGCACCUACCAACUGGAGGAACAGGACAAGGGAGAAUCAACGUGUGACGAAAAGCGACCACAGACCCGAGUAGGCCAACUGAGGGUGUACCGCUUAGAGUCCACUGAAGCCAGUCCCAGGAGCCUCUCAUUGCAUCAUUGUCUGGACAUGCCGGGAGUCCUGGACAUCAAGUGGUGUGCCCGGGCCUGUCUACUGCUCACGUGUGGACUGGUCAACGCUGCGGGUCACUUACAACUGUGGCAGGUUGCCGACACCGCCCUGAUGACACCCCCGAAGAAACUGACCCAGAUUGACCUGGGCCUGACGUGUCUCGGUCUGUCCCUUGACUGGAGCGACAGUAAACAUGACAGCCUUCAGAUUGUGACGUCAGAUUCCACAGGUUCGCUUUCGGUGUUUGACGUAGAUAGUGACGUGACAAAGGUCAGCUCGUGGCAUGCGCAUGAAUACGAAGCGUGGAUCUGCGCAUAUGACAGAUGGAACGAAGAUGUUAUAUAUUCAGGAGGGGACGACGGCAUGUUCAAGGGAUGGGAUCUGCGCGUAGGCACGACGCCUACUUUUACCAACAAACGACACAGUAUGGGCGUUUGCAGCAUACAGAGCAACCGUCUGCAGGAAUACAAGCUGGCGGUGGGGAGCUAUGACGAAGAGCUACAUGUGUGGGACACGCGACAGAUGAAGCGCCCCCUGGCGGUCUGUGAUUUGGGUGGUGGCAUCUGGCGUGUGAAGUGGGACCCGUUUGAAGGAGACACCAUUUUAACUGCCACAAUGUAUAACGGGUUUCAUAUCGUCGAUGCAUCAGAUACGUUAUCGAUAAAGGCCCACUACACUUCAGCGAGCAACCUUGGAUACGGCGCCGACUGGUGUCACAAGGCAGGUGCAGCACGUGAAUCUGCAUCUGAUGACGUCACAACAGACACGAAAACGUCUACCAUUGCAACCUGUUCAUUCUAUGAUCAUUCAUUACAAUUAAGAUCUUGGCCAACAUGACGAGGGAUAAAGUGUUUUUUUCAUU